AUGAGCAGCCAUACAUUUCUCAUUCAUGUGUCGAGAACCAUUCCACGAUCAAAAGUGCAGCAGGUAGUGUGGUCGCAACUUUCAUCGUCGUCCGCAUCGACCCCCAUGCUACCCAUGACAGCUUUACGUUCAUUUUCGACCCAUAAUGCUGCACGCAGCAACCAUUCUAUUACUGUGUUCGGUGCCGAACAUGCUCUUCAAUCGCUACGGCAGAAUAAAACCCAUCUUUUCGGCUUAUCACCUAUUCGUCACCCCGCUGCUUUACGUCGUGCAGCCGCUUCCACCAUGCAACUCAGAGACCGCGACCCUAAAGAUAAUCCAUCGUCUUCUGACGCACCACCGCCCUCCUCUUCAUCACCCAACGGUGGCGGCAGUGAAAGCGGUGGUGGCGGCAACAACGGGGAUGGGGGUCAGAAAUCAAAGAAAGCCAAAAGCGUAUUUGAGAACCAACAGCAGCAGCAGCAGCAGCAACAACAAAAUCAACUACAAAAGCCAUCCGUGCCAGAAGUCUAUCCGCAAUUACUGGCCAUUCCUAUUGCGGGAAGACCUUUGUUCCCCGGAUUCUACAAAGCGAUUGCUAUCAAAGAAGCCCCUGUGAUAGCCGCUAUCCGCGAACUGAUGAAGCGGGGACAGCCUUACGUAGGCGCCUUUUUGUUCAAGCAAGAAGGCGUGAAUAGCGAUACCAUCACGAGCAUGGAUCAAGUGCAUACCACCGGUGUCUUUGCUCAAAUCACCAGUGUGUUGGCUACACCAGGCAUUGAAGAAUCUUCCAACGGCGUCACCGUCGUGCUGUAUCCCCAUCGACGUAUCAAGAUGAACGAGUUGCUGCCGAUGGCCGCCCCUCGCCAGGAGAAAGAACUGAAAAAGAGCGAUACGGCUACGGCAGAAGGAGGGACCGUCACCUCAUUAGAAGCCGAAAAAGAAUCCACCAUGGACAGCAGAGCAGCUGCAGAAGAACCCUUGUUAAAUGAAGCAGAAUUACAGCAAGAGACAACAGAGGGUGCGGUUGAAAAGGGUAACCCAUACAAUUCGCAAUAUGCCACAUCCUUCUUGGCAGAUAAUUAUGCUGUUUCUCUUGUCUCUGUUGAAAACUGUGUCGAACCCGAGCUCUCCAAAAAGAGCCCUUACAUUCGUGCUGUCACUUCAGAGAUUGUCUCUGUGUGUAAGGAAAUCGCUAAUCUCAACCCUCUGUUCAAGGAGCAAAUCGCCAAUUUUUCCAUGUCUCAAUCCGCUGGCAACGUCUUUGAAGAGCCUUCCAAAUUGGCUGAUUUUGCGGCGGCUGUUUCUGCUGGUGAGGCUGCUGAACUGCAAGAAGUGUUGGAAACGCUGAAUGUGGAAGAUCGACUGCAAAAGGCCUUGGUCGUUCUAAAGAAAGAAUUAUUGAAUGCUCAAUUACAGAGUAAAAUCUCAAAAGAAGUCGAUACAAAGAUUGCUAAACGCCAUCGAGAGUAUAUCUUGAUGGAACAAUUAAAGGGCAUCAAAAAGGAAUUAGGCUUAGAAAGCGACGGAAAGGAUAAAUUGGUGGAAGGAUUCAAAGAAAAGGCCGAAAAGUUGGCCAUGCCUGCCACUGUGAAGAAAGUCUUUGAUGAGGAAAUUAAUAAACUGGUUCACCUGGAACCAGCCGCUUCUGAAUUCAAUGUCACCCGAAAUUACUUGGAUUGGCUUACCCAGGUGCCUUGGGGUAAACGAUCUCAAGAAAACUAUAAUAUUGUUCACGCGACCAAAGUACUUGACGAAGACCAUUACGGAUUGAAGGAUGUGAAGGAUAGAAUUUUAGAGUUUAUUGCUGUGGGCAAACUGAGAGGCACGGUCGAGGGCAAGAUCUUGUGUCUUUCCGGUCCUCCCGGUGUCGGUAAAACCUCCAUCGGUAAAAGCAUUGCGCGUGCCUUGGACCGUGAGUUUUACCGUUUUUCAGUCGGUGGACUAACCGAUGUAGCUGAAAUCAAGGGCCAUCGUCGUACGUAUGUGGGUGCCAUGCCAGGUAAAGUCAUUCAAGCGCUCAAGAAGGUGCAGACGGAAAACCCGCUCAUUUUGAUCGAUGAGAUCGAUAAAUUGGGACGCGGUCAUCAGGGCGAUCCUUCCUCCGCUCUUCUCGAACUCUUGGAUCCUGAACAAAACAAUAGCUUUUUGGAUCACUAUAUGGAUGUGCCAGUGGAUCUCUCCAAAGUGCUCUUUGUCUGUACAGCCAACGUGUUGGACACCAUUCCUGGUCCCUUAUUGGAUCGUAUGGAGGUCAUUCAGUUGUCUGGCUAUAUUGCUGAAGAAAAAGCGGCCAUCGCAUCCAAAUACCUCGCACCCACCGCUAAAUCCGCUGCUGGCCUGGAACAUGUCAAUGUCAAUUUGACGCCGGCCGCUAUUGAUUCGCUCAUCAAAAACUACUGUAGAGAGAGUGGUGUUCGUAAUCUAAAGAAGCACAUUGAUAAGGUGUUCCGCAAAGCUGCUUUCAAGGUGGUUCAACAAGUAGCAGGUAAAGCAGAUGAAAAAAAUGAAGCUCAAAUCAAUGCAGCUGCAGCUGCAGAAAAGACAAAAGACGCGACUCCCAAAGACAAACAAGCAGAGACGAGUACAGCAGACGUCAAGGUAGAGGACACAAAGAAGCCGAUCAAGGAACCUCUUCCAGUGCCUUCCGACAUUUCUAUCGAUAUUACUCCUGAGAAUCUUAAAGACUAUGUGGGUCCUCAAGUGUUUCAAACAGAAAGAUUAUACGAACAAACACCUCCUGGUGUCGUCAUGGGCUUGGCAUGGACCAGUCUCGGUGGUUCUUCACUCUACAUUGAAUCUGUACUUGAAUCUUCGCUCGAUCCAAAGUCUACACCCCACUUAUCCAAGACAGGUCAAUUAGGUGAUGUCAUGAAGGAGUCAUCGAGUAUUGCUUACACCUAUGCUAAAUCUUUGAUGGCUACCCAUUAUCCCAAGAAUAAAUUCUUUGAUAAGGCCAAGCUUCAUUUGCAUUGCCCAGCGGGUGCUGUUCCCAAAGAUGGUCCUUCCGCUGGUGUUACAAUGACGACGGCAUUGUUGUCUUUAGCUCUCAACAAAUCUGUGCCGUCCAACAUUGCCAUGACAGGUGAACUCACUGUCACGGGUAAAGUGUUGAAAAUCGGAGGUCUAAAGGAAAAAACGAUUGCAGCUAAACGCUCCAAGGUCAAUACCAUUCUGUUCCCUCGCGAUAAUCAAGCAGAUUGGGAUGAGCUACCUGACUACAUUCGGGAAGGGUUGACAGGUAUUCCUUGCGACACUUACAAGGACGUUUUCAAAGUCUGCUUUGGUGAUAUAAAGAAGGAAGAAGCAGAGAAUGUGUGGAGUUCAGUUUUGACAGAAGAAGCAACAAGCGCUACUACGACAGAGGAGAAGAAAUAG
This is a messenger RNA of Mycotypha africana, 3357 nucleotides long. Its product is annotated as Lon protease C-terminal proteolytic domain-containing protein. Gene Ontology annotation, molecular function: ATP-dependent peptidase activity; ATP binding; ATP hydrolysis activity. The record is from RefSeq and is a predicted model, not a curated record. The transcript is spliced from 5 exons. The coding region runs from base 1 to 3357 and encodes 1118 amino acids. Gene Ontology annotation, cellular component: mitochondrial matrix. Lineage: Eukaryota; Fungi; Mucoromycota; Mucoromycetes; Mucorales; Mycotyphaceae. Gene Ontology annotation, biological process: protein catabolic process; mitochondrion organization; chaperone-mediated protein complex assembly.